GGCAAGGUUACACAUUAUGAGCUAUGUUUUUCAAAAUUGUUGAAUCCAAAAUGUAGCCAUCACAACUACUCGAUAGCGCAACAAGCAAGCUGCUCAGCUUCAGGUGUUGCGAACAUCUCUCUCGCGUGCAUCGUUUCAUUUCGCCCCGCGUAGGUAUAACAGGGCUGCCCAUACCGUGGCGAAAAAGGCCCUCUCAUCGAUGGAUAAGCAACUUGUUGACCAUCGUUUUGCUCUUUUUUCUUUGUCCUGACCUUUCGGUCUUGUAUAUUCUCGUACCUUGCUAUUCCUCUCGGAAUGUCUCUGGAAAAAAAAAACUGCUCAGCUUAAUCACAUAGUAGGAAAAUUUCGAGUAUCGACUCCAAACGAGUAGGUGAUUAUAACAAUACGAACUAGGAAACAGUAAAACCAUCAUUUUAAUACGAAAUAGUAUAUCACUAACUUUUUCAAUAUAGCUUUCAAAUUUUUGUGAUUUACGAAGGCAAGUUGUAUUAUAGCUUAUCACUUAUCAGAUCAUUACAAGUACAACAAGUAGGGAGGAUUGGAGAUGUGUUGGGCCUCCUCUCCUCUUUGGCUUGUCUCGUUGCCAUGAGCUGUUCUCCAUCAUUUCCCUUCUCUAUCCCUCUCUUCUCAUUUAAAGCACAUACCAAGAAGACAUUUUCAUUACAAACAAACAGCCUAACUCUCUGCUAAAUCCAAACUCGUGCAAUUAUAGUCGAAUCAAUUUCGCUUUAGCGCCUGUAAUUUCUUGUGCUUGCCAGUUUCGGGUCUUCGUUUAACAAUGAGAGUGACGGAGAAAAAGGUUUGAUGGAUAGAGUGCUUGUCGGUUUCAUGAGUAUGUUCGUGUUUUGAACAAGUUUAAGUUAUUGUAUUGUGAUAAGAGUUGGAUCCCGACAGUGAUGUCAGUUGUCCGAAUGUAGAUUUCCAGCCAAGCUGUGAACGACGAAUAGAAGAAAUCUCGAAUAGUAGUGUCAACAUUACGCUGAACAUAUCUUCAUCGCUAUGUAUCUCGAAAAUGUUGAAAGUUGCUACAUGUGCAUAUUAACAUAAGAAAUCAACUAUUUUCACAAAAGAAACAAGCGGCGAAACAAACAAAAAAAGACUAUGCUUAACAGUAAAUCAAACCCUGAGAGGUGUCGCGAAUUUCCAAAGCGUGGUAUGAUUUCGUGCUACCAGCACGUCAUUGGUCCAAAAAGCAUAAUUAUCUGUGCCCCGAUCACUCAUCUACAUCUAUGUGAACAUCCAUUUGCUUGGCGAAAACACAAGCAUCAUCCGAGAACUCCUGUUAAGUACUUCUGAUCGUUCGAGAUCGUUUUUCCUGUUGACCAAAUAUGCCAUCUUUUUUCUUUGUGGGUACCGUUAAUGUCAUUUUCAAGUGGCCUCGGGCGAAAUUUCCACCCCUUGGAUGAAGCAAACCGGAAAGAGGGGGAAAGAAAAAAGUGUAGGUGGGAGAAAUGGAAAGUGAAAAUAACAUUUGGACCUUUCUGGGAAUAUAAAACACUUGGGGGGCAUAAUUGCAAAGAAACGCCACCGCGUUUUCAGUUUUUAUUUUAACUCUCCCUCUUCUUUCUCUUUUGUCAGUUUCCUUCAGCUCCGUUCUCUCUCUCUCCCUCUAUCUCUCUUUCCCUCCCUCUCUCUAUAUAUCGCCGGAAUCCGGCGACAUGGUCGACGGCGAAAGAUUCCCCGGCAGUUCUCUCCUAAUUCUUUGCUCGAGAUCUGGUACGUUUUUAUACUGAGAUAUUGUCUACCGUUAUUGUCGCAGAAAUUUCCCUCUUACUUAUCUCUGCGAGACUGCCGCUUAAUCGUAGAAGUGUGUCUAUCUAUGUGCCGAGAUCCAUAAGAGGCGCCCGAUAGAGGAUCGGAAUCGCGUUAGAUUGAUUCGAAUUAGGAUCGAGCAUGAGAAAAUAUCGAUCUGAGUUGUUGUAUCCCAUCGAUUCUCUUCAUUUGCUAAUGGAAUUUGAAAAGAGUCUUUCACCAAUCUCAUAACGUUUCUACAUGAUAUGGUUCUGAUGUUGGCUGCCGUUCGUUUUUUCCGGUGGAUUGUUUCAGGUGAUAGUUCUGUCGGAAUCAGAAAUUUUCUCGGGGAAUCUCGGUAAUUGGUUGCUUGGGGGCUCGAAUUCCUGUUUCAUCUCAAUCGGCGGUGGUUUGGUUUGUUUCUCCUCGAUUUACUCUGAACAUAGAGUCCCAUAAUCAUGAGCUGUUGUUUGGGGUGAAAAACGUUACUAAAGAUGGGGUCUUUUGAUUCUGUGUGUGUUGGAAUCGAAUCAAGGAUUGGUGGGAGUAGUAUUGAUUCGUUGAAUUGGUGGGUAUAGUCGACAGAUGGAAAUUGAUUGCGUACAAAGCUUGGGGAUUUCUUUACACGGGUUUUGAAGGGGGCUUGCUCAAGAGCUGUACCAUAGUUUGAUAACACUUCUUGGUGUUUGUUUGAUUGUUUGGAAGAUUUUGCUUGAUUUUGUUUUAACAUUACCAGAAAGAAAGAAACACAGGAGAGGUUUGUUUCGGAUAAAUUAUUUUGAUCGAUGGAGGGGGGAGAAGAACAAAGGGUGAAAAGAAUAAGGAGUCGGGAAGGAGUAAAUGAUGGUCGAUUGAGAUUCGGAUCAAGUGACUCACUCUUCCCGGGGCUAAUCGACGAUGUAGCAUUGAACUGUCUGGCAUACACUUGCAGAUCAGACCAUUCCUCUUUGUCAUGCAUAAAUAAGAGGUUUCAUAAGUUGAUCAAGACGGGGUAUCUAUACGGGCUGAGGAAACACUUGGGGAUCACUGAGCACUGGGUAUACUUGGUUUGUGAUCCAAGGGGAUGGGAGGCAUUCGACCCCACGAGGCAAAAAUGGAUGGCACUUCCAAAGAUACCUUGCGACGAGUGUUUCAACCAUGCUGACAAAGAAUCAUUGGCAGUAGGCAAUGAGCUGCUGGUUUUCGGUCGUGAGUUGUUCGACUUUGCCAUUUGGAAGUACAGCUCGGUCAGCCGCGUCUGGGCCAAGUGCGAUGGAAUGAACCGACCUCGUUGUCUGUUCGGAUCGGGCAGCUUUGGCUCGCUCGCUGUUGUUGCAGGCGGCAGUGACAAGAACGGCAAGAUCUUGCAAUCCGCUGAGCUGUACGACUCCUCGACCGGCAAAUGGGAGAUGCUCCCCAACAUGCACUCGCCACGUAGGCUCUGCUCAGGUUUUUUUAUGGACGGCAAGUUCUAUGUGAUCGGAGGGAUGUCUGCCCCCACCGUGUCACUGACCUGUGGGGAGGAGUAUGACCUGGAGACCAGAAAAUGGAGGAAGAUCGAAGGGAUGUAUCCUAAUGUCAAUAGGGCAGCUCAGGCACCUCCCUUAGUCGCAGUCGUGAAUAACCAGCUGUACGCAGUUGAGUAUCUAACUAACAUGGUGAAGAGAUACGAUAAGGAGAAGAACGCUUGGAACGUCCUUGGGAGGCUUCCGGUGAGAGCAGAUUCGUCCAACGGCUGGGGUCUGGCUUUCAAGGCUUGUGGCGAGCAGCUGCUGGUUGUGGGCGGGCAGAGGGGACCCGAAGGCGAAGGUAUUGUUCUCAACUCGUGGCAUCCCGAGUCUGGGGUGACCAAUGGUACCUUGGAUUGGAAGGUAAUUGGUGUGAAGGAGAAUGUUGGGGUGUUUGUUUACAACUGUGCUGUUGUUGGGUGUUGAUAGGAUUUGUGAUUUAUAACUCACUUUUUGGGGAGGAGCUUGGGGGGAUAGAAGAAGGGUUUCUUUUCAUUGCAUAAUAGAGAGGGUUGGGGGGGAGAUUCAGGAUUGCCUGCUGCAACAAUUGUUUGAUUUUAACUAGAAUGAAUUAAUUGUCACUGAGAAGAAGAGAAAUAGGCCUUCUCAUCUCUCUUUUUUUACUCUCAUUUCAUUUUUACUCCAUUUGCCUUCUUCCUUCCUCCCCUCCUCCAUUGAUAACCAUGUCUGUACCUAAAUACAUGUGUUGUUGUCUCUCAACCGUGAUUCUGCAAAUUUCCUUUGCUGCUUUCCAACAGCAAUCAAAUAGGGGUUUUACUGGUACUUUGCUACAGAUUCAAUCCUCUCUUAUAUUGAUUGGUACUUAUGUAUCGGUUGCUUGUUUCCUGGUUGUUCCAGCUCAAGGACACACGUUCUCAUCAUCUUCUUGUGUCUUUCUGUUGGCCACCACUUUCCCAUCUCGUAUUGGAAUGAGAUUGCUGCCCUGUACUAUGCUUACUGUAUUCUCUACAGUUCUGGUGCUGAUGCUGUUUGGAUUCCAAUUAGGCUACAUGUGUAUCAGCGCGUGCUGCUGUUGUCGGAUCAUAUGUACCACGCUGUCUCAAAUCAUCGGGUGUACGCGUGUGUGUUUAACUCGUACAUCCUAUGAGACCGAGACUGCGCGAACCACAUAUGAUCCGACGGUAUCAGCUCGCGUGAACUCGAAUGAGAUUGAUGAUGAGUUGGGUUUAUAGAUGAUGAGGGAAAGGUUUGCUUGCUGAUUAAGUGGGGUUGCAUUUGCUGGGAAUGGGAUUUCGUGCAGAAGAUUGGUGUAUUGUUGUUUGGAAUGCAUCAAUCGAAAUCGUUGGGGGCAUUUUCAUGGUGUGGGGUUGGAAUCCACUUUGGCUUUUGUUGUUGUUGUUGUUGUUAGUUGUGGUUGGAUGUUGGUAAUUAUCAUGUUUCUGUUGGCUAACCUUAACCAUGAUUAGUUUCCCUUUUGCUUUUGCGGUGGGGGAAGUGCCCAUUUUGGGACAUAACUUAAGCUCAACCACUUCUCAUUGUGUCGGCAGCCCAUUCUCUCUUAGAAAUGUUAGAAAUAAAGGGGAGGGGCCUUGCCUUUUGGCAUCCAUUGUGGACCUAAUCCUAAUUUGUCUUUUGGUAAUUAUUGGUAAUCUUAAUCAUGAUGCUCGAAUUAUAUACGUGAUUAGGUUUAUAUCAUGUCGUGAGUAGAGACAGAUGAAGAUAAUUAUUAAAGCGUCGAUUCGCGACUCUGUAAUCGUAAGGUAUAAGGUUGACAUGAUAUACUUUCGCGUGCGAUUUUUCGUAGCUGAUUAGGAAACCCUUUUUUAGUGAUCACUGCCAUUAAGGGUUGCAUCCGACCUCCUCAGUCACCUAUGGAGCGGAGAUUGCAUCUGACGCAUCGAAAUGACCUAUCGGCCGUCGACAGCUUAGCAAUCAGGAUGAUGUGGCACAUACAACUUAGGGCUGCAAAUGAGCCGAGCUGUUCGCGAGCGGCUCGGUGUUUGACUCGAGAAAAGCUCGUUCGAAACUCGGCUCGUUAAUAAAUGAGCCUAACAUGAGCUAAACUUUCUUGAGCUCGUGAAGCUCGCGAGCUAGCUCGACUCGGUGGCUUGUUGAACUAAACUCGUGAGCUGGCUCGUUUAGAGCUCAUGAUAUGUCUCAACAUGUGGCUAGAGAGCUAACUCGAUUACUGACUUAUGGACGAAUCAAUAUAUAUCUUAUGUUUUUAAUUCAUAUGGUUGUUAAAUUAUAUAUUUCAUCGUAUAUAAAGUUUAAAACGUUGAGUAUGUGAGCAACUAUAUCUUAUUAUCUACUUUAAAAAAAAUUAUGUAUCAUAAAUUGCUUCGUUACUAUGAAAUAACAUGAUUUGGAGUAGUUAAAAUUUAUUGACUAAAUGAUAUAUGAUACCAACAAAGUAUAAUAUGAUAU
This is a messenger RNA of Linum trigynum, 5606 nucleotides long. The record is from the annotation of a GenBank genome assembly. Lineage: Eukaryota; Viridiplantae; Streptophyta; Magnoliopsida; Malpighiales; Linaceae.